UGCAAAACUUGGAGCAGAUUCAACCUCGCCUUCGUGAGAUAUCGCGUUCAUCUAACAGACAAACAAACAGACUUCAACAUACUUACCGAUCUUAAGAUCGAUAAGUAAUGACAACGUUGCGUUUGAGUGAAAGGUGAAAUUCCGCAUCACAUUUUUUCCAAACGGGGGUUACGACAAGAAUAGGUUCCAAGUGACGUCCUUAGCGCGUGGCGGUGUGGCUCAUCGUGCUAAGCGUUAGGAAUACGCUCGCCACCGCAAUUCUCAUUACACUGCAUGGGUUCGCAAGUUCGAAUCCCACGCAGGAAUUAUUAUGUGCGAGAGGAUUGCUAGACUCCUUUCCGCCAUUGGGUGGAUUAUGUAACCCCUGGUCGGUUACGGCUUUCUGCACCACCAAGUCCAUGCUUCCGAAAACAAAUAAACUCACUAAUCCCAUACCCGACAUGGAAUGGUAGCCGGACGAGUGGCCGUGGUCCGCCAUAUGGUUAAGCCGUCUUAUCGGCUUUGCUCUUUCCUUCUUAUUCUAUCCUAGCAUUGAAGAUAGAGCAUUACUUGCACAUAUCUAGCAAUCCUUACGUAGUUUCCUGUUGAAGCGCACAUAUUGCUGUCUAGACAUGCCGAUAGCAACAAUUAAUGUUUACUGGGUCAUUACAGUCUCACAGAGAACUUCACAUCCACCCAGGUGCAAAACAUGAGAAGCCGGUUCCAAAAUUCCCAUAGCAGCGUGCGAGUGAUUGAUCAUUUUGCGCAACGGAUGCAAGACUAAUUUUAAACUUUUUCAUUACAAUCAUACACAAACAGAUGUUAAAGUGCGAAGAAAUUGAAUAAUUUGCUCUAUUUCUAUACAAAAAAAUUGGUGGGUUCUGUUUUUGGGGUCACCCUGUAGGAUUCAACAAUACAUACAUACGGUAUAUUCAUUGAUACGACCAAGAUAAUUCAUAUUGCCAUUGAGGAAUGCGUGCAUUUAUGGCAAAGUAGAAAAAUAAAAACAGUAAAACUUGAACGAAAGCGCAAAUUUGGCGAGUCAUGUCCACGUGCUGUGUUUCAAAAUGUAACGCGACAGGCCUUGGGAAACCGCAACAGUUAUGGUUCCGCAAAAUAAGCCAGAGUAAAAUAGCGUGAACGUGCUUGUCUCGAAAAGCGCGUUAGUACUGUGUUGGAUAGAAAAGUUUUUUUCAAACUUAACAAGCGUUGUGUGCUCAUUGUUGUGCACGCGAUAACAGGCAUUUCGAAAUAAUGUCAGUGGUGCAAUGGACGAUAAAACUGACGAUGUUGAUGGCUUGUUUUGCAAGUGGUGAAAAAGAAUCAUAUGGCGACAAUUUUAGGAUAGAAUGUGUUCCUAAUGCAUCAACAUUUACAACCUCCAGGAAUGCUUUCAGUCAAAUUUAUGAAAUUUUGAAUCUGGAAGAAGAUAGUCAUUAUAAAAACAGUGCAACAACAUUGUGCAGUGUACAAAGAAAUUUUGUUUUGACUGAAUGGGUCAUCAAUGGUGAACCACCUAGUUCUUUGUUCAUUGAAACUGGAACAAAUAUUAUUUCUCAGUUGCAUGAUUUAACCAUAAUAUGUUCAGCAUCUGACAUUAUCGAAGGAAAUCGGCAACAAACAAUCAAAGCUGGGUUUUAUCGCAAUGUUACAAGUGCUUUCACAUACCAAUGCCAAGAUCGCUUUCAUAUUAUACUAACAGAUCUGAGAAUGCUUGAACGUGCCUCUUCCAAACAAGUGAAAGCAGUGAGACGACCCAAUGACAAAUGCGUAACUUAUGGAAAUAAGAGUAAAGGAACGACCCCUGAAUGGCGGAAAUCAGAUUGUGGCAUUGGAGACACAUAUAGACUCAUGUUCAAUGAAUCUGGUGAUUUUGGAUGUUUUCAAUGCUGUGAGAAUCACUACUGGUCAUGCGAACACAAGGAAUGCGAAGCAUGUGGGCCAUGCAGUCAAAGAAAAGAGAGAAAUGUUUGGACAAACUGUAUUCCAAUAGACGAAUGUGACAUUGUCAGGUCAACAACUCAAUCAAUCCAAGCAACAUCUAAAUCAACAACAUCAUCCAUUAUAACAAUGUCAACUAAAACAUCUACGACUGCCUACACUGCAAGCAGAACACACGAUACCCAAUCUAUGCCAAUUACCACAGCAGCAGGAUCAAACUACACCAAGUUCAUCUCCAAAUCAUGGAAUAUGCAUUGGGGUUGGAAUUGGGGUCUCAGUCCUCAUUCUAAUAAUAUUGGCUGUUGUUUGAAUAAUAAGGAGCCUGAUGAAACGUCAGAGUAACCGACGAUCGGGUGCAUCACCUGGACAGAACCGACGAUCGGGUGCAUCACGUGCACAGCUCUUACAGAGUAUUGAUGAUCCGAAUCUUUGACCAAAGUAUCCUGAUUGGACAUGUUUCCGCAGAAGCUUUAGGAAUUUUAACACUAUUAGCAGGGUCGAUUUUACCAUAUUAGCUAGUGAUAUAUUCGAAAUCGCACCGUGUUGAAAUUUUCUAAAAAGAACUUUUAGGGUAUUUUAUAAUCAUAAUUUUGACAAAUUGCUAUCAGUGAUAUGUGUCGCAUUACACAUUGAUGAAGGCAUCAGAAAAUGACACAACAACAAAAGACCUAAAUAUGUGAAUCGAGAGAAAAUUCAAGGAGAGGGUACACAAACCUAUUGUUUAAUUUGUAUUUCUAAUAUGCUUACAUCAUAUUGCAAAUUCAUAUAUAAAAUUAUACCCUGUGAUGAUCAAAUACACAAAGUGCCUUUAUAGCAUAGGCUAUUUGUUAAAAAAAUUUGCACUGCAUUUUUAAAUCAGUAUUCAUUUUAUGAAGUCGUUACUUAUGAACAACUUUCAACAUAUUUCUAUCAUUGAGCUGUCCCAUUGCAAUUAUAUUUUCCUCACCAUUGAAUCCGGGUGUCAAACUUGCAUCAUAUUGCAAAAUCAUAGUUGUUAGGGUCAUUUAUAAUCAAGCUGUACUGCACAAAUUUUGUUGAGUUAUUAGGAUGACCGUUUUUCUUCGUUAUGUUGUGAUAGUAGUAUUGUAGUAAUAGAGUAUUGUAUAUUCAUUACUAGUAAAACUCAACAUGUCGAUUUUUGUAUUUUAUAUACAUUUAUCCAUAGUUUUAAUUAACGUAUAUUCAUUUAUAGUUAAAGUAGAAUUAUAGUUACUUGCAUUGCAUGUGCCGAUAACUAAUCUUAAUGCAUAUUAUGAGCGGCGUUUACAUUAUUGAACAAAUUUUCAGUCGUUGGUCACAC
This is a messenger RNA of Styela clava, 3220 nucleotides long. RefSeq lists its product as uncharacterized. Lineage: Eukaryota; Metazoa; Chordata; Ascidiacea; Stolidobranchia; Styelidae. The record is from RefSeq and is a predicted model, not a curated record.